This is a messenger RNA of Phacochoerus africanus (Common warthog), 2646 nucleotides long. It is a transcript of the gene CASQ2, whose product is annotated as calsequestrin 2. Gene Ontology annotation, biological process: regulation of cardiac muscle contraction by regulation of the release of sequestered calcium ion. NCBI's taxonomy places the organism in Eukaryota, Metazoa, Chordata, Mammalia, Artiodactyla, Suidae. Bases 248 to 1477 code for a protein of 409 amino acids. Gene Ontology annotation, cellular component: sarcoplasmic reticulum lumen. The record is from RefSeq and is a predicted model, not a curated record. Gene Ontology annotation, molecular function: calcium ion binding. The transcript is spliced from 11 exons.
AUGCGAGGUAUCUGGGGCUUGGCGGUCCAGCCUGGCUCUUGCUCCGCACGCAUGUGUGAGAGCCUGCGCUCGCUCCUCCCGAGCCCGCGAUUACACUUCUCCACCGGAGGAGGUGACCGGGGCGGGGUUCUCCGACCCAGGCAGGGCCGAGGAGAGAGACCGCAGUGGCUUCUCUGCUCCCAAGGGCUCUCAGGUCCUCUCUCCUGCACGCAGUGUUUCGGGGGAAGAAGAACAACACUUUGCCCAGAUGAAGAGAACGCACCUGCUUGUGCUGGGGGUCUACCUGCUGUCCUCCUGCGGGGCGGAGGAGGGGCUGAAAUUCCCCACCUAUGACGGCAAGGACCGCGUGGUCAGUCUGACCGAGAAGAACUUCAAGCAGGUUUUGAAGAAAUACGACUUGCUCUGCCUCUACUACCACGAGCCCGUGACUUCGGAUAAAGUCUCGCAGAAGCAGUUCCAGCUGAAAGAAAUUGUGCUGGAGCUUGUGGCCCAGGUCCUGGAACAUAAAGACAUAGGCUUUGUGAUGGUGGAUGCCAAGAAAGAAGCCAAGCUUGCCAAGAAACUGGGUUUUAAUGAAGAAGGAAGCCUGUAUAUCCUUAAGGGCGAUCGUACAAUUGAGUUUGAUGGCGAAUUUGCAGCCGAUGUCUUGGUGGAGUUUCUCCUGGAUCUCAUUGAAGACCCAGUGGAGAUCAUCAAUAGCAAACUGGAAGUCCAAGCUUUUGAGCGCAUCGAGGACCACAUCAAACUCAUAGGCUUUUUCAAGAGUGAGGACUCAGAAUAUUACAAGGCUUUUGAAGAGGCAGCUGAACACUUCCAGCCUUACAUCAAAUUUUUUGCUACCUUUGACAAAGGGGUUGCAAAGAAAUUGUCCUUGAAGAUGAACGAGGUUGACUUCUACGAGCCGUUUAUGGAAGAGCCCAUUGUCAUCCCUGACAAACCUUACACGGAAGAGGAGAUUGUGGAGUUUGUGAAGGAGCAUCAAAGACCCACUCUACGUCGCCUGCGCCCAGAAGAUAUGUUUGAAACAUGGGAAGAUGAUUUGAACGGGAUCCACAUUGUGGCCUUUGCAGAGAGGAGUGACCCAGAUGGCUACGAGUUCCUGGAGAUCCUGAAGCAGGUCGCCAGGGACAACACAGACAACCCGGACCUGAGCAUCGUGUGGAUCGACCCCGAUGACUUUCCUCUGCUUGUUGCCUACUGGGAAAAGACUUUCAAGAUUGACCUUUUCAAGCCACAGAUUGGGGUGGUGAACGUGACAGAUGCUGACAGCGUCUGGAUGGACAUCCCAGAUGACGACGACCUGCCCACAGCUGAAGAGCUGGAAGACUGGGUUGAGGAUGUGCUCUCGGGGAAGAUCAACACUGAGGACGAUGACGAGGACGAGGAAGAAGAGGACGAUGACGACGACGACGACGACGACGAUGACAAUAAUUCUGAUGAAGAGGAUAAUGGUGACAGUGAUGACGAUGAUGAAUAGUCCCAACGCCAGACGAUGGUCGCGAAGACAAAACCACAGCUACCCACUACCAUGCAGACAACACAAGGCAGCAGCAUCCGGCCGGCUCCUUUCCCUUUUCCAACAGCCCUUUUCCCACGCCCUUCUCAUCAGGAGAUGUGCAACUCAGCAAACGCCUUUCUAAAUCCAGCAAUCCCGCUCGGCAAGGAUGGUGGGAACUUAUUCCCAUGUUGACUGUCUAGCCUGUUAUGAAAAAGCUCCUGUUCUUGGCCAGACCAUCCACCGCUAUGGCAGUGCCGGCAUCUGGCAGUCCGGGGAAGAGCAGUCUCCUAGCACCUUGACUCUCAUUUUCUUGUUGUCUUUGACUAUGACAGUAGCAGAAAGGACAGCUUGCUAACUCACAGGCAUGGUGUGUGAGUUGCAAAUCAGAGCCCGGGGAAGCCGCAGUCCACUUAGCCCCCAUGCCUAGAACAUCCGUUGGGGUCCCUUCUCAAGCCAAGAGGACCCCUCUUAGGGAAGGCUCAGGCUUGGAAAUAAGUUUGUAAUUAGCCUCUUUCUCUUGGUUCUAUUAAGUGUAUUAAGUGCAGGUCAGAUUAUUAUGAACUCAGAUCCAAGCCUUUGAUGGCUACUGAGAGGUCUUGAAAAACCUGCAUGCUGCGGUCACCAUUAUUUCUAGCAUAUGAGGAUGCUGGAACGGGAGGUUGAUUUGCUCUGUGAACUUCCCUCUAGGUGACCAGCUUCCAUAGGGGUCGAGGGAGCUGGAAGAAUGAAAGGUUUUUAAUGAUUUCUGUUGGGUCGAGGUCUCUGAUUGGGUCAGCUGGCAUCCUAGCCUGAGCUGGGACCUGGGUACCCCUCCCCUGCUGCUGCUAGUCAGCCUUCCCAUUCAGAGCCAGUGUUGUUGGUUCAUCCGGAGGGCAAUUAACUGCUCCCACAGUUGCGCAGGACAACAAUAAUUAGAGUUCCUAAUGAUGCCCCGAGGCACUGACAAAACCCCAAGUGCCUUCCUAACUAUCUCAAAGUUAUAUUGUGCUCAGUAGUUUAGUGUUAAGUGUGCAUUAUCGUGUUCUAAUUUAUUUUCUCAAUCUUCUAACACAUGUGUAAGACACUGCAAAUUCUUUGAAAACCAGGCAAUCCUUUUGUGGAAGAGUAGCUAACUAACUGUCAUUAAAGUUAUAUUUUGAAAAUACUGA